AUGAAGCGCUUUAGCUCCCCCGGGUGUGCCGCCGCGCUAAUCCUGCUGCUGCUGCUGGAGGUGGCUGCCCAGGCGCCACUGGCGGAGUCGGUGAACUGCAACCCCUUCGAGCUGAUCCCGUGCUCGGGUGCCAUCUUCUCGCUGGAGCCGCCGGGGAGCGACUGCUGCGCCCGGCUGAGGGAGCAGCAGCCGUGCUUCUGCCAGUACCUCAACGAUCCCAGCCUGAGGAGCUACGUCGGCUCCCGGAACGGUCGCCGUGUCGCCGCCACGUGCGGCGUCCGCAGCCCCCGUUGCUGA
This is a messenger RNA of Spirodela intermedia, 297 nucleotides long. Lineage: Eukaryota; Viridiplantae; Streptophyta; Magnoliopsida; Alismatales; Araceae. The record is from the annotation of a GenBank genome assembly.